Funneliformis mosseae is the source of this 3087-nucleotide messenger RNA. Lineage: Eukaryota; Fungi; Glomeromycota; Glomeromycetes; Glomerales; Glomeraceae. The record is from the annotation of a GenBank genome assembly.
AUGGAACGACUUGUAAGGAAUUAUAUGAUUACAUCAAAUGAUGAGACCGAAUCAAAAUCCAUUGUUUCUAAAAUUGCAACUAGUAUAAAUAGUGGACAAUCAAAUCUAAUAUCACUUGUUCAAGUACUUGGUGAAUUUUUGACAAGUGAAGAUAUUACAAUUCGUGCUAGAGGGACUGCACUCUUAUCAGCAGUUCUUGCAGAUUGUCCGCAAGAACAAGUUAACAAUGCAACAAUAAGAGUGCUGGUAGAUUUUUAUUGUGAAAGAUUAUCAGAUACAGCAAGUGUUCCUGAAUUGUUACAAGGAAUAUCAUCACUUACGUGUUUUACUACGUUUCAUCAUGAAAAUGCAUCAAGGGUCGCAAAUUCAAUAUUUGCAAGUGUAAAUGUACAAUCAUUUCAGCAAACAUCUAGACAUUAUGUAUUUCAAAUAUUUGACAGAUUACUAAAAAAUCAUUUAAAUGAUUUUGUUAAUGGGUUCAUUCAAGCAAUGGAUGGAGAGAAAGAUCCUAGAAAUUUAUUAUUAGCAUUCUCCUUAGUUAAAUUAAUUAUACAUGAAUUUGAUAUUUCUCAGAAUGUUGAGAGGUUAUUUGAGGUGACAUUUUGUUACUUUCCAAUUACAUUUAAACCGCCGCCCGAUGAUCCAUAUGGUAUAACAGCUGAUGACUUGAAAAUUGCUCUUAGAGAAUGUUUAUCGGCAACAUCACAUUUUUCUAAAUUGGCAAUGCCAUUAUUGUUAGAAAAAUUAACAUCAAGUUCGGGUCAUGCAAAGAAAGAUUCCAUUGAGACUUUAACAGAAUGUGUUCCGGUGUAUGGACCAGAUUCAAUCGUACCAUACUUGGAAGAUUUAUGGGAAUAUCUUAGAGAUGAAAUAAUUAAUGCUACAGAUGAUUCAGUUGAAAAUAUAGCAUUGGAAGCAAUUAAAAGCAUUAUAGCUACAUUAUCCUUGGGAAUAAUAGAUCAUUUACAACAAUUUUUAAAGACUAUCGUAACUGAAUGUAUGGAAAAUCUAAAAGAGCCGGAAUUGAAAUUGGCCAAACCUUGUGGAAGAAUUUUAAUGUAUUGCGCUAUGGCUUCAGAUCUGUCUUUUAAUAUUAUAAUUUCGGCUACUGCGAGAGUCUUAAUACAACAAUAUAAAGAAAGUGAUCUGGCAACUAGAAAGAAGAGUUUAUUGGAAGUGUUAAGAGUAUAUAUAACAGCAAGCCAAAAUCUAUAUGGGUCAAUCGACAAAUCGUCAGAAAAUCUAGAUGGUGAAUUUGUUACACUGUUGUUACCAUAUAAAAAUGAUUAUUUGGAAAUAUUCAGUUCGGCUUUAUAUAAUCAAAACGAAUAUAAUGAAUUAAGGCUGUGUGGAUUACGUGGAUUACACGAUAUGAUAUUUUUACGUCAAUUUUUUGAAGAUAACGAAAUUGGUGUUAUUUUGCAGUAUUUUAAUCGAACAAUCUUGGAAGAAACUGAUCGAGAAAUUGCAGAUGAAGCAUUAAAAUCUUUAACUAAUAUAGCUAAAUAUAAAUCACAAAUCGUAUUGGAAGUUACACUUCCAGUUUUUUUGGAUAAACUACCUUGUAAUGAAGAUGAAUUGAAUAGCGAUAAUAUAUCUGGAAUGAAAGUCAAUUAUCUAAAGUUUUUAGACGCUUUAUCCGAAUUUGCUGUUGAACCUAUACUAUUUGAAGCAUAUGUGCCACAAGUUUUAAAGAAAUUGGAUUUUGCGUCUUCAAUCGCUGAAAUUGAAUAUUCAGAAUCAUUAUUACACUCUCUUCAUACUUUACUUUUAAAGAAAACUUCAUUAAAUCAUUCUGAUAUUUCACGUUAUGUGAAUUCCCUUGUUCCUCAAUUAUUGACUAAAUCUAUUAUGCCAAGUUUGCACGGUAAAGCCGAAGUAAAUAAUUUAAUGAAAAGUGUAUUUUAUGAGGAAAAAAUUAUUAAAGUUGUUGCUGGAAUCAUAAGUGUCAUUACGAGGAACUUAAAUGUUAGUGAACAAUCAAUGUUUAUCUCUCAUAUAAUUGAAAUAUUUACGAAAGGCAACUUAAAUUCAAGAUACCUUGAAUUUCCGGAUCUGGAUAAAACAUCACUUGAUACAACUUUCAAUCCACUUUCUAUAGAAUCAGAUUUUAAACAACAAAAUUUGACAUUGUUAUUUACUGCAGCUGUUGGGUUUUGCCGGAAAGAAGUUUCAUUUCCGUUAUCAAAUAUUUCGGCAUUUUUAUCAGGUAUUAUUGGAGUUUCUUUGAAUACGAAUAAUAAACUUCAACAACAUUCCUUAGCUCAAUUAGCUGCCUCAAUUCUAAAUAAAUGGAACCAAGAAAAUGAAUUGAAUAAAUUCGUUGAAACAAAAGUUCUUGGAGAAUUAAAGAAUCAUUUCACGUCUUUCAGUACAGAGAGUGAAAAUAUAAGACGAGCUUCAUUAUAUAUAUUCGUUUGGCUUACAAAAGCAUUAAUAUUGCGCGCUCAUCCAUUGAGUUAUGAAUGCGCCAGUCAAAUAACUAGUCAAUUUUGUGAUCCAAUAUUAGAGAAACAUGCCUUAGAAGGAUUUGAGGUUUUAACUGGAGAAAGUGAUAUGUUAAAUAAACAAAGUUUUGCUGUUAUAAGGAUUCUAUAUAAGCAGAAAUUCUUUAAUUAUUGUAUGCCAAAAUUAGUUGAAGGUUUCAAAGUUGCCAGCGAUAAAGAUAAACACAAUUAUUUAAUUGCUUUAUCAUACUUAUUGAGAAAUGUUCCUAAACAAGUAUUAUUGAGUGAAUUGCCACCGUUAUUUCCUCUACUUAUACAUUCACUAUCAUUACCUGAUGCUGAACUUAAAGCAUCAACUAUUGAUACAUUUUAUAUUAUAUCUGUGAAUGCUUCACAUAUAAUAUCCGAACAUGUAUCUACUUUAAUACCAUUAUUAUUAUCAUUGACAAAACCUGAUCAUGGAAAUACUAUGCGAGUCCGUAUAGCUGCGCUGCAAUGUUUGAGUAUAUUACCCGAUCAUAUACCAUUUGAUGUAUUAUUUCCAUUUAAAUUUAGAAUUUUAAAAGAGUUGAGCACGGCAUUGGACGACAGGAAAAGACUUGUUAGAAAACAAGCUGUUGAUUGUAGAAGCAAAUGGUAA